AUGUGGUACGUUUACAAGUAUGGCGCCGAUAUCUACCGGGAAUACAUCAACCGGUACUGCUACAUGGACGGUCUGUUGGGCAUGAAGUACUACUCAGAUAUUAAGAGCUCGUGUUACUACUUGUUGUUGUCAGAGCAAUUAAAGUUUAUAAAUAGAAUGUUUGGAAUGCGGAUACUACUCAAUACUUUAAGUUUGCUUAUUGAUAUGGUUCACUCGAUAAAUCUUGCGGUGAAGGUUAUAAUCGGAUCACAGGAAGCGGCAGUAAAAUUUUGUCCUGCAAUAGGAUCUUUGGUCCGAUUGCUAAUGUGUGCUGUUUUGUUGAUAUCCAUCGUGUGGCGCAGUGAGAAGGCUUACGAGCAGAGAAGUAGGCUAAUGUGUCUUAUUGACAACCUCCUUGUCAAUAAAAAGAUUGAUGAAAGUAUAGUAGAGGACAUCAAGGAUUUUCACUCCCUGAUACAAGCCCGCCCGAUCUCGUUCAGUAUGGCUGACUUUGUCCGAAUUGAUAAUUCUUUUCUUGUUUCCAUUGUGUCUGCUGUUGUUACGUACUCUAUAAUAUUGUCACAAAGUGUCAAUUAA
Aricia agestis (brown argus) is the source of this 576-nucleotide messenger RNA. RefSeq lists its product as uncharacterized. NCBI's taxonomy places the organism in Eukaryota, Metazoa, Arthropoda, Insecta, Lepidoptera, Lycaenidae. The transcript has 5 exons. Gene Ontology annotation, cellular component: membrane. The coding region runs from base 1 to 576 and encodes 191 amino acids. The record is from RefSeq and is a predicted model, not a curated record. Gene Ontology annotation, biological process: sensory perception of taste.